ACGUCGGGCGCUUGCCGACGUCGACGCUGCAGUCGUCGCAUCUGCGCCAGCGCGAAGGCAACUCAAGUGAGGCGGCAAGCAUCCGACCUAAGACUCAUAUUUCUGUCAACUACGCGCGUAUAGGAAAGAGCUGCUCGGAUCUCUCGAAGAUAGUUCACUUUCAACAUGGAUUCAGACGACGACGCCUUUCUUUACGGCGAGUCCAAGGAAGUCGCGGAAACAGCACAACCGCCCGUGGAAACAUCUGAGCCACAGCCAAUAUCUCUUGAGCAGACACAGUCCGUUUCGCAAGGCCUAGUGGCCACCCUUGAAGCUGAAGCUGCGGGGUCAGAAAAUGCAGAUGGUACGCCUGAGGCUCCGGAACCUAAGGAGGAAGAGGAGCCCGAGACUGGCGGAGGUGGAGAAGAGGAGGAGGAAGAGGAAGAGAGCGAUGACGACAUUGAGAUCAUUAUGGACCAACCUUCACGGUCUCUGGAUCUCAGGCAGCAAAAUGGAAGGCCACCACCAAAUAGAACAGCAAGUACAAGUACACCUGUCCGACUCACAGAUGCGCCACCGCCGUCACUCACAACGGAGUACACUCCACGGGAACGAGGGUCCCUAACCAAACUCCCCACUCCUCAACCAUCAUCUGCGCAGUCACCACGACCGAGUCAAGGCCAGGCUGGCCCCGCCGGUUCCCAAAACACCGCAGAUGGACAGCAACAAGCUGACGGCUCUGGCCCGGACCCCUCGACACUCCCCGUUGCUACAGCACCUCCCUCGCACCCUUCCAUCAACCCCGCUAUCCCGGGUACACUUGACGGACGAUCCAUACUGGAGGUUGACCUUGCCGCGCUUGCAGACAAACCAUGGCGAAGGCCGGGUUCUGAUCUCAGCGACUGGUUCAACUAUGGCUUCGAUGAAAUCUCGUGGGAGGCUUAUUGCUUCAGAAGGCGGGAGCUGGGAGAGGUUGCGAGCGUGCUCAAGAAUAAUGUCCUGAACUUCGCCGGCAUGCCCGAGGAUCAACUCAGCAACCUUCCGCCCGAGAUCCGCACCAUGGUCAUCGCAGGGUCGACCGCAAUGAUGAAUGGCGGGGAGGCGGCGGCCCCGGUGGACAUGGGCAUGGGCAUGGGAGAGAUGGGCAUGGGUAUGGGUGGCGGGCCUGGUAUGCAGAUGGGCAUGGGUGGUGGUGGCGGUGGACCUGGCAUGCAGAUGGGCAUGAUGCAGGGAGAGGGCGCGGGUGCUGGUGGGAUGGGCGGCGGCACAGGUCCUGGAGCGCAGUCUGGAUCUGGCGGGCAACCGAACCCAGAGGGCGGGAUGGGGAUGGGCGAAGGCUUCGGACCUGGUGCCAGUGGUCCUGGCCAAGGUCAAGGUCAAGGCAUGAUGGGUAUGGGCGGCGGUGACUUCAGCAUGCAGCAGGACCCGAGCAGCAUGGGCCAGCAAAUGGGUCAACAACCCGGCCAGCAGAUGUUCGGUGGGGCGGAAGGCACCCACACCCCCGCUCCCACCAGCACUCCAACCCCCACACGCGGUGGCGGCCCCAUGCCAGGUCAAUUCCGCGGGCGUGGAAUGCCGCCUACGAUGUCCGCACGCGGACGAGCAGCCUACGCACCUCGCGGCCGCGUUCCUGCACGGCCUGCAUCGCCGUUACCUCCGAAUGUCCCCACCGGUCCACGCAACAAGACGAAGUACAGGGACAUCGACGGGAGCGCCCAGCCGUGGACGGCCUGGAUUAUGGCGGCGGCGGGGGCGGCAGCAGUAGGGAAGAUAGAGGGGAGAGGAGCCGGGGAACCCCAGAUGAUGAGAGAAGCAGCAGCAGGAAGCGGAGAAGUUCCCCUGGACUGGACGAUCGUAGGGAAUCCAAACGGCGAUAGCCUCAUUCCACUCUUGUCCUCUCUUCGACUAUCUUUGGCUGUACCAUGGUCUGAAUCCGGCGCGACUCUCCGAGAUUACUUCAUCUCCGUCGUCCGUCCGGAAUAA
Fomitopsis serialis is the source of this 1962-nucleotide messenger RNA. RefSeq lists its product as uncharacterized. Gene Ontology annotation, cellular component: mRNA cleavage and polyadenylation specificity factor complex. The transcript is spliced from 13 exons. NCBI's taxonomy places the organism in Eukaryota, Fungi, Basidiomycota, Agaricomycetes, Polyporales, Fomitopsidaceae. Gene Ontology annotation, molecular function: RNA binding. The record is from RefSeq and is a predicted model, not a curated record. Bases 166 to 1962 code for a protein of 598 amino acids.